AUGGUGGCUAUGGCUUCGCCGCCUGUGUACAGCAUGAACCUCAAAUGGCAUGGGAGAAAAAAAGUUUACGAUUCAAUCUCCUCUCAUAAAAUUGAUUCAAUAAGCCCCACGAAACCUGGCUGGCGACCCAUCUAUCUACGAAAGUGGGUAUUGACUCUGCUCGUGAUAAUCUUCUGCGCAAUUAUCGCCGCCCUCGAAGCCCUCAACUACGUAUCCUCUGCCAAUCAGGGUCUCACGUCCUCUGUUGAAAGCCGUCAUUACCUCUGGACCUACGGGCCAACUGCCAUUCUCACCAUCGUCGCUGCACUAUGGGCACGAGUGGAAUUCCAAGUCAAACAAAGCGCACCAUGGCAAGCCAUGUUCGAAAGGCCAGAGGUGCCUGAAAAGAGCGUGCUCCUCGAUUAUGUCUCUGGAAUGCAGCCCGUUGCAAUGUGGAAAGCUAUGGGAAACAAGCACUUUGCUGUUGCUGCUGGAAUUGCCUGCUCGCUCCUCUUGCGACUUCUCAUCAUUGUUUCCACGGCUUUGUUCAGCUUAGAGGAAGUGCAAGUGUCGAAAAGCAACGUUCCAAUCUUACUACAAGGUAAUUUCAACACACUCAGUGUUUCUGAUCUUUCUACCGCGUUUUCCAAUCCGUUCAACACUCUCAAUGGUAUUCUCUUUGAGAAUGUUGCCUACAUGGACGGCACCACUGCCAAUCUUACGUUUCCGACCUUUUCCGCUCCAACUCUUUCCAACGAUUCUACCAUCACCGCAAAUGUCACAGGGCUUGUCUCCGAUUUAGACUGUGAGACUGCCUAUCUUGAUAUAAAACUUUGGCAAUUGCAGACCGUUUGGGUCGGUAGCAAGUCUCCCGGUGGAACGUAUCAGUUAGAAGACAACGUGCUUUCAUCCCCAUCGUGCAAAAUAUCCAACGUGACCAUUUCGAUUUCAUCAGAUGAAGAGUCUGGCAUCGAGGUGGUAACAGUCAAAACUCCUUAUGCUGCACGUUUCCAGUCUGGAGAAUGCACUAACAGCAAUGCUCUGGGUGAAAAUCGCAUUGUAAUGAUAGCCGUGGAAGCUCAGCUGGGCAAUGCCACCGAAUCGCCAUAUGGCAAUUUCACAGAAGAUGGAAUUGAGUUUUCGGGCAAUUCCGAUUGGUAUAGGACAACGGUCAAUAUCACUGCCAAGCGUGUGGUUGCGGCGAUUUGCAAGCCGACUUUCUCGAUUGCCAGUUUGGUUGCAACGACUAAUACGACCAAUACAUCGUCGACUACUCAACUUGAAGUAUCUGAGAUCGAGCGCACAGUUUUACCACACUUGACAGCGUGGCAAGUGGCGGAUAAUAUUCUGGGUGAAUCUAAUGAUGUUGAUGUCUCCCAGCCGAUUAUUGAUGAAGUUCAAUUCCCAGCUACAAAUACGACGCUGGUAGAUGUUGACUACUCCAUACAACUUGGUGCAAAGUUUAUCGGAGAAACUGGAAGCUUUGAUAAGUUGUUCGAUGAUGGAAUUCUUGUGAAUGCCGGUUCGACAUUUUAUCGCGCAAUGGGUGCUCAGCUGGUUCACCAAGGACUUAUAUCACAGUCGCAGUCGGAUUCUCUUGGCUCAGCGGUUGUUAGUGAAGACCGUGUUGUUAUGGCCCAGUUGCCACUACGCGCCAUGGAAGCUUGUUUGGUCUUAGUCAUUGUGUUAGCAAUAACUAUGAUUGUCUUGGUCCCAAGUGAGCACUUGUCACCUUUCAACCCAACGUCUAUCUCUGCUGUUGCUGCAAUCCUUUCGAACAGCAAAGUAUUUCGUGAAUCUCUCUGUGGUAGCAGUGCUUUGCCUUUGAAGGGCCUUGCUCAUCUUCUACAGAAGCGGUGCUACUAUACAGAGCACACACCAGGGGGCUUCUGUAUCGCUGCCGUUGGCGAUGGAACCAAAACCCACAGCGAGUACAAAGGCACUGAUCUCAGCCUUCAAAAACCACAGUGGAGCCCACUUCCAAACAAGAUUUUUCGUGUGGUCAUCUUUAUCCUGGUGGUAUUGAUAAUAGUCGCUCUAGAGACUCUUCUGCAUUUCUCUCAAACAAAGAGCGGACUUGUAGAGGUUUCCUCGAGUAGUGAAAACAUACACUACCUGUGGACUAUGAUCCCAGCAUUAGUUAUGGUUAUCAUUGGCCUUCUUUUUGGAAGUAUGGACUUCAACGCCCGGUGUCUGGCACCAUAUGUGAGCUUGAAGCACAAUAACGGUGCAUCGUCACAGUUCAUGACAGUGGAUUUCUUAGACUCACUAAGCGUAACCACUAUCUUCAAUUCCAUUCGAAUGAAGCAUUUUUCCGUGUCAGCUGCAACCCUAGCUGCGCUAAUUACCUCCUUCUUAACCAUCGUUACAAGCGGUCUUUACACAACACUCGAAGUACCAGGAAACAUCACCAUGGGCUUCACCCAAGAGACAACCUUCGACGGGACCACUGACUCCGAUGCCGCUGUCAGUACAGCGGAAUAUAUCCUCCAAGAUAACCUCGCCUAUCCGAAAUGGACUUAUAAAGAACUCGCCUUUCCCGAAUUAUCCAUGAACGCGACCACUAAGAAAAAUGUCUCGGGCUCGUUUGUUGAUAUUGUCGUCCCCGCAAUGAGAGGAACGCUCUCCUGCAGAUUUCAAACAAGCGACGGACUAAACGCAACAUUCAGCUCAAGUGACAACAAAGUCACUUACGAUAUCUGGGUUGCUGAGGCAUGCUAUUCCAACGGCACAUCUUGGAUAAAAGAAUCUCAAUAUUUCACCUCGAAUAACCAGUCCUUCUUUGGUCGUUCGAGGGCAAACACGUGCACAGGUGAAGAAAUUGCAAAGAUCAGUGCUUCUUCCUCUUCCUAUAUAUGGGGGAAGACACUCAACGACUCUUUCGAACACAUUGCAGCCUUGACAUGUCUUGAGUCGGUAGAGAUGGUUGAUACACAGACACGGUUCAUUCUUCCUGGUUUUACCAUUUCAGAGAGCGAUCCACCCGUUCCAGAUGAAUCGACAACACGAGCAGCGAAAGAUUACACAAAUCUCGACGAUUGGGCUAUUAUCCUUGAUCAGAACGAUAGUGAUGCAGCUUUCGAUCCUUUCUUCCAGGCGCUUGUGUUUGGAAAAUAUGCAAUUCCGGAAGAUUGGAUUGGUAACAACACGGACAAUGAAAAGGUUAUCAACGCGAUCAAGUUUCAAAACAAAAUGAUUCGAGCUCAAAUUUUCAAUUCGUGCAAUCGACAAUCGGCGAAUGGGUCACUUGGUGACUUGUCUUUGGAAGGGAAUGUUACAACGCCUGGACAACGACGCUUGUUUCAAAGUGUUGUUUCGACACGGAUUUUGGAGAUCCUACUUGGCCUUUUGCUUCUCUUAGGAAUUUUGGGUUCCGUGUUGAUGAAUACGGAUCAUGUGCUUCCAAAAAGUCCGUGUAGCAUUGCCGCUGUGGCGAGUCUUUUGGCGGAUUCCAAUUUCCUGCAUCGGUAUAGCUCGGAUGUUGAUCCGAAUGACAGGUUGAUUGAGAAGCUUUUUGCUGAUUGUCGGUUCUUUCUUGGAUUAUGCUAUGAUGGGCCCUUGAGAGGGUCUAAUGAUGAUAGAUUUACGAUUUAUCUAACGGACUAUGGGAUUGAGAAGAAUCUCCCUUUGGGUACCGAGGGGUGGAUUUAA
Penicillium verhagenii is the source of this 3630-nucleotide messenger RNA. RefSeq names its product DUF3433 domain-containing protein. The transcript is spliced from 2 exons. Lineage: Eukaryota; Fungi; Ascomycota; Eurotiomycetes; Eurotiales; Aspergillaceae. Gene Ontology annotation, biological process: electron transport chain. The coding region runs from base 1 to 3630 and encodes 1209 amino acids. The record is from RefSeq and is a predicted model, not a curated record. Gene Ontology annotation, cellular component: membrane.